Messenger RNA from Quercus lobata, 2551 nucleotides. Its product is annotated as AP2-like ethylene-responsive transcription factor BBM1. Gene Ontology annotation, biological process: regulation of DNA-templated transcription. The coding region runs from base 231 to 2405 and encodes 724 amino acids. Lineage: Eukaryota; Viridiplantae; Streptophyta; Magnoliopsida; Fagales; Fagaceae. The transcript is spliced from 9 exons. Gene Ontology annotation, molecular function: DNA binding; DNA-binding transcription factor activity. The record is from RefSeq and is a predicted model, not a curated record.
AUUUUCUUCUCAAUAUUUUUUGACCUUUCCUCUUCUUCUUCCCUUCACUUCUCUACUCAAAACUCAUGGAUUCUCUCAUAGUUUCUCCUUUGUAUUUCACUUCUUCAUGCAUGAACUAGUUCCCUCAUCUCCCUUUCUCAAGUCCAACAAAUAUAUAUUACUCUCAACUCUCAACUCUCAACCUACAAGUACUAUAUAACUAGUACUUACAAACACAAAUAUCAAUCACUAUGGCUUCAAUGAACUGGCUGGGUUUCUCUCUUUCCCCACAAGAACUCCCAUCCCAGCCUUCUGAUCAAGACCACUCUCAAAACGCAGUCUCUCGCCUUGGCUUCAACUCUGAUGACAUCUCUGGCACUGAUGUCUCUGGCGAGUGUUUUGAUCUCACUUCUGACUCAACCCCUCCAUCCCUCAAUCUCCCUCCUCCUUUUGGCAUACUCGAAGCUUUCAAUAGAAACAAUCAACCCCAAGAUUGGAAUAUGAAGAGUUUAGGAAUGAACUCAAGUGCAAACUACAAGACCACCUCAGACCUGUCUAUGCUAAUGGGUAGUUCAUGCAGUAGCCAAAGCCUUGAAAACCAAGACCAUCAGCCAAAGUUGGAGAACUUUCUUGGAAGACACUCUUUUGGCCAUCAUGAUCAAAGCGCUGCAUACAAUAACACUACUGGUGAUUACAUGUUCAACAACUGUUCCUUACAGCCUCCUUCUGAGGCAACAAAUGGUGUAUCAAAUAGUAUUGCUGGUGAUGGUGGUAGUGGUAGUGGUAAUGGUAGUAUCAAUAACAAUAGUUCUAUUGGGUUGUCGAUGAUCAAAACCUGGCUGAGGAAUCAACCAGCACCACAGACUCAGCAAGAUAAUAAUACUAAUAAGAAUGAUGGUGGUGCAAGUGGUGGUGGUAACAAUGGAAGCCUAACAAGUGCACAAACCUUGUCUCUUUCUAUGAGCACCGGGUCACAAUCAAGCUCUACUUUGCCGCUUCUUACUGCAAGUACUGCCGGCGGUGGAAGUGGUGGAGAGAGUUCUUCAUCAGAUAAUAAUAAGCAGCCUAAUACCACAACUGGGCUCGAUAGCCAAACUGGUGCUAUUGAGGCAGUGCCAAGAAAGUCUAUUGAUACAUUUGGACAAAGGACUUCUAUUUAUCGUGGUGUAACAAGGCAUAGAUGGACGGGAAGAUACGAGGCUCAUCUAUGGGAUAAUAGUUGUAGAAGAGAGGGACAGACUCGUAAAGGAAGGCAAGUUUAUUUAGGUGGUUAUGACAAAGAAGAAAAGGCAGCUAGAGCUUAUGACUUAGCGGCAUUGAAAUACUGGGGAACCACUACCACUACAAAUUUUCCAAUUAGCAACUAUGAAAAAGAGUUGGAAGAAAUGAAGCACAUGACCAGGCAAGAGUAUGUUGCGUCUUUGCGAAGGAAAAGUAGUGGUUUUUCUCGGGGUGCAUCUAUUUAUAGAGGUGUAACAAGACACCACCAACAUGGACGUUGGCAAGCAAGGAUUGGAAGAGUUGCAGGGAACAAAGACCUUUACUUGGGAACUUUCAGCACCCAAGAAGAAGCGGCUGAGGCUUAUGACAUUGCUGCCAUUAAGUUCCGAGGACUGAAUGCAGUGACAAACUUCGACAUGAGCAGAUACGAUGUAAAGAGCAUACUCGAGAGCAGCACAUUGCCAAUUGGCGGGGCAGCCAAGCGAUUGAAAGAUGUUGAGCAGGCUGAAAUGACUGUGGAUGGACAAAGAACAGAUGAUCAUGACAACGUGAGUUCUCAGCUAACUGAUGGAAUCAACAAUUAUGGAGGUGCACCACAUCAUGGUUGGCCUACUCUUGCAUUCCAACAAGCUCAGCCUUAUAGCAUGCACUACCCAUAUGGCCAAAGGGUUUGGUGCAAGCAAGAACAGGAUUCUGAUCCCCCACAUAGCUUUCAAGAUCUUCAUCAGUUACAAUUGGGAAAUACCCAUAAUUUCUUUCAGCCUAAUUCAGUUUUACACAACCUCAUGGGCAUGGAAUCAGCUUCAAUGGAACAUAGUUCUGGUUCUAACUCUGUCAUUUAUAGCAAUGGAGGAGGUGCAACUGCAGAUGGGUAUGGAAGCAAUGGUGGCUAUAUAAUGCCUUUGACUACAGUGAUUGCUAAUGAAGGCAACAACCAAAACCAAGGAAAUAAUGGUUUUGGGGAUAGUGAAGUGAAGGCACUUGGUUAUGACAAUGUGUUUGCCUCAACUGAUCCUUAUCAUGCAAGGAACUUGUAUUAUCUUUCACAACAAUCAUCAACGGGUGUCGUUAAGGCUAGCACGUAUGAUCAAGGCUCUGCGUGCAAUAAUUGGGUGCCAACUGCAGUUCCAACUCUUGCACCAAGGUCUAACAAUAUGGCUGUUUGCCAUGGAGCUCCAACUUUCACAGUAUGGAAUGAUACCUAAAGGAAAGGGAAGAAGAAUGCAUAGGAAGAGGAAUGGGUUUAGGGAAACGAAGGAUGUAUACACUACUGAUUUCCUAAUUUUGAUUUUUCAUUCUCCUCUCUUCCUUCUAUGUUUACUAAUGAUCUAAGGAAGAUAGGCUCCUUUUA